Messenger RNA from Actinia tenebrosa (Australian red waratah sea anemone), 2820 nucleotides. RefSeq names its product sphingomyelin phosphodiesterase 4. NCBI's taxonomy places the organism in Eukaryota, Metazoa, Cnidaria, Anthozoa, Actiniaria, Actiniidae. Gene Ontology annotation, biological process: sphingomyelin catabolic process; glycerophospholipid catabolic process; ceramide biosynthetic process. The record is from RefSeq and is a predicted model, not a curated record. Gene Ontology annotation, molecular function: sphingomyelin phosphodiesterase D activity.
CAAAAUGGCGGACAAGUCGUACUGACAGCAAGAAAGUUAAAACGUCGAACUGCAUUACCUUCUACAGCGUAUUUAUAACAUUUUGUGACAAAAUAACAGUACUAGGAUGAAUUCAGAUGAUUUUAAGAGAAAAACCAGUAUUGCCCUCCAAAAGUCUUCACUAAGUCAAAGAUGUGAGGAAGUCCAAAAAAUAAUUGAUGACUAUUCCACUAAGGAGCUACAUGGAUUUUUCCCAGAGCUUCUUGGAAGUAUAUUUGGUUAUAGCAACAAUAAUAAUGACUGGGGACUUAGAAAAUUAUCCCAGCGAUCUGGAGCAUUUGAACAACUAUCAAAAUUCCUGGGGCCAUCUGGAGCGAUAUUCAAGUUGAUUGACAAACUUCAAGUUGAUGGAUACUUAAAAUAUGAAUUCUUCAUCAAAUGUCUUCCAAUGCCAUCCCAAAACUCAUUAGCAGAGGGGAAUAUCCCAGUUCUUUACCACAACAAAAUCCACAUUUCCAAUACUGCCAGUUCUAACUCUUCGAGAGUAGUACUUCUUGAUGCUUUUGAGUACUUCAUGUUUCAUUUUGCUUACUAUCUUGUAUAUCAACAGAACAUUAGCAGUACAUCUCAAGAUUCAAAUGGGACAACUGAAGUCCAGACAUUAUACUUGGCCAUCCUUGAAAGCUAUCUUACUCAUUUUUUGUCUCCUGCGACAUCAAUCCAACCUAACACCUCAACAUCAUCAAGUCUGUCUGGCAGAAAUCAAGCACCUUGGUACAGUACAGGGAGCUUUCACAGGUUGCCACAGAACCAGGCACAGUUUAGCGGUCUUAUCCGAGCAUCACCGUCAGGACAUAUUCCUCCAGUCCAAGGUCACAGUACAUAUGACCAUAGCACCGGAGAGAUAUGGAAGUCUGAAACUUUUUUACAGAUCCUUAUUGAGUUUUGGCUCAACCAGAAUACCAUGGAUUCUGUAACAAGUAAUGUUCUUUCACAUGGACAGGUUUAUUUCAUGCCAAGUGUUGAUUUAGUGCAGGCUGUUAGAAUGUUAAUCAAGCAGGUUCACUUGUUUGUGUAUGACAGUGGAAUAGAAGCCUUAAAUCAAUCUGCUCUCAGUCCUAUUGAAGAACUAAAGAGGAAUGUCAUUCAACAGAUGUUACAGAAGAAGCUGUAUUGCUUCAUUAGACACGGUUUUGCUCACUGGCCUCUAGAUCCAUCCUUUCGAGUGAUUGUAGAGACAUGGCUAAGUUUUAUUCAGCCCUGGCGAUAUGCCAAGAAUCCUCAGGCACUCAAGACUGAUUCUACUAAUGUAUUUAGCCAAGAAUGGACUUCUUUUGUACAAGAAAACUUCCUAUUUUAUACUGAGGUUUUACAGGAGUUUGUCCUGCGAGGGUUAAAACUGGAUCUUUAUUCUCACAAAGAUGUUUUCAUUCUGGUUAGGGUUACCAAGGUUUUUGCUCAAGAGGGACUUGCAGAUGUCAUUCAGGAAGUUGAAAAGCUACUUGUGCAACCAUCUGUGAAUGCUAAAGGACCUCUGAGAGGGUCCCCUUCUAGUAUGGGUGUGUCAUUAGGGUCCUCCUUGAGAUCUAACAUGAUGGACUUGGAAGGACCUUCCUUCUCCUAUGUGCCAAUCUUUCAGGAACCCGGAAGUGAAAAGCUCGAACGUCUUCGUUUCAACAUCUCCAGUGCGUUGGCCAAUAUUCGUAACAAGCAUCCGGGCAUGGCUGGACAGACCACACAGGCAGCCCAAGGCCCUAUGGCGUGGUUCAAGAGCCUGUUAUCAGGAGAGUUUUUUGACGAAGAUUACAGCUCGAAGCGGGACACGGAUAAGGUCGCGUUAUACCUCGAACAGUCAUAUGAGAGCCUCGCCAGUAUUGUUAAGGUCAGUAGUGACGUGACCGAUUCAGGUGAUCAAACAAUCCCGCGGGCCACCCCCAGUGGAGCGAGAGACAGGACUCUUCCUAGUUUAUCAUCAAGUACUAGCUCUCAGGGAUCUAUACCAGAGUGUAUUCAAAAUGAGCGAGGGCAGUUGAUUGUUACGCACAGAGGAAGAUUCCAGAUGAUAAAUGGUUUGCGUCGAUUUGAAGUACAAUACACUGGCGACCCUGAGCUACAGCCAAUAAGGAGCUACGAAAAUCCAACUCUUGUCAGACUUCUUUAUCGAUUUUCUACCUAUCUCAACUCCAAGAUUGGUGACCACCUCCAUCAAACGUACAAUAAUACAGGAUACCUGAGCACCAUAGCAUGUACACUGUCCCCAUGUCUCAAGACCCCCUCACAUAACGGCCCAGGCACUUCACCGGUAUCAAAUGCCCAGACCUGUCACGCGGUUCGGGAUCCUCGGAUAAGUUUACGUUUUCUCGCAUCGUACAAGACAAUGUUCUAUCUCAUCAUGCUGUAUCUACUGUGCAAGGUUUUCUCGCUCAAAUCAUUGACUAUACUAGCUUUGUUUAUCCUUGUCCUGUUCUUCUCUUUUAUGGGACAUGUCUGUCCGAAGCACUGUGAUAGUGAUACUCUGCAAAAGAAACUGUUCUGAAGUGACUGGACGUUAUCACCCUGGAACAUUCUGCAAACUGAAAGUCCUUUAGGAGAUCGUUUUUCUAUAGAACUAAUGCUAGAGCGGAAACAGCAAAUAAAACGUGCAAAUCAAAAUCACGAGAUUUCAUGGCUGGAUAUUUCAGAAGGUUAUUAUGAAUUCGGCUCUACAAAGGUAAAGGAGAUCAGACUCCUUUACCUCCUCACCUCUUUCAUCAACUCCGCAUAUGGUCUUUGACUUUUACGCGGUAGAAUGUAUUGCAUGACACGAUAGUCACGUGAUUAAAAUAAUAUGACAGGCUUGUG